Dujonia railenensis is the source of this 543-nucleotide messenger RNA. Lineage: Eukaryota; Fungi; Ascomycota; Pichiomycetes; Serinales; Debaryomycetaceae. The record is from the annotation of a GenBank genome assembly.
AUGGACUAUCCUUUGAAGUUACAGCAAAGUUGGUUGGAAGAUGAAUAUACGUCGAUCCUAUCGUCUACUCCUCAUGGUAAGAAAUUCACCAAUUCAGUUGUAGUGAAAAAUUUCGUUACCUCUCUCUUGAUCAAAUCAACGCCCAUUCUAUUUGUAGUGAGAUUCCUAAAGAUAACUUCUGACCUUUCUGUGGUAGCAAUUCUAUCAGACUCAAAGCAUUUGAUCCAUGGUAUCAUUCCUUACAAAACAUGCAAGGAAUUCGAGUACAAGUAUGGCAAGAGGAUCACCUUUGAAAUGUCCGGCACAUUGAUACAAUUGAAGAAAGCAGACUUCCAAUUUGCAACCAGUCAGCAAUUGCAAGAAUUGGGUAUGGAACCCCUGAAAGCUGUGAUAACGAUUCAAAUUAACGAGCUACUGGUGUUUCAAAGAGACCAGGUAGAAUUAAGCUGGAUGGCUGCCAAGCAUUUACGAUUCUUAUAUGAAGAUGUAGUAGUAGCCAAUGAGAUGGACUGUACUGAAGAAGACGAAGUCACCUCAAGCUGA